Molecule: messenger RNA, 1785 nt
Organism: Haliotis rubra (blacklip abalone)
Lineage: Eukaryota; Metazoa; Mollusca; Gastropoda; Lepetellida; Haliotidae
Product: shootin-1-like
Exons: 8
Coding region: 143-1285 (380 amino acids)
Source: RefSeq, a predicted model, not a curated record
AAUUUGAAUACAAAAUUGAGUAGGUCAAGUCACCUAAGUAUUGACAAGUACUUUCAUUGCAGCUUUCUGCACUAUUGGAUCUAGCCACAUCAUUACGGUAACUUUUGAAGAUAUACGACAGAAACGGGACCCCCAGCUGUAGAUGAUGAAGAGUGAAUGGGAUACUGAUCAUUAUCAGGUGGAAACCUUGGAUGAGUUUGAUGAAGCUCAUCGUCUGAAGAAGACCUACUGCUCCACUAUGACUGAGGAGGAGUAUGAGGAUCAGACAGCUGAAGAGACAGACAAAGCACUUCAGGAUUUGGUGAAGUAUCUGGAAUGCAAUCCCGAGACUUAUGCUCGUAUCCUGAGAAAAAAGAAGGUUGAGGAGAUGGAACAUGGAGGAAUGUAUUCCUACCUGAAGGUAAAGAUGAUGAGUCUGUUGCAUGGAGAACACUACCCAGCAUGUCUAGUUGCACCUGAGGAGGCUCAGAAUCAUCUCAACCAGCUCAAGCGAGGGAUGAAAAGGGCUUUUGAGUAUUCACAGGAGGGCAAGGCAACAAGACGCUCAUCUAGACUUGCUGCCAGGAGGCCCCUGUCUGAUGCCUCCCCUCGUCUCAACACACCCAACAAGGAAAGGUCACUCCAGUCGUCCAAGAGAGCAAAGAGAGGCUUGGCCGAGCCCCACUCAGCAGUACCAGUUGCCAAGAUCACCCCCAGCCACCCCUCUUCUGUGCCACCACCACCCCCUCCUCCUCCACCACCACCGCCACUUCCGACUAAUCUCGUCAUUAAGCCAAGAUCAAAGAAAGUGUCAUCCAAGACACGCUCCUCCAAGACAGACUUACCCAAAACAGACUCACCUGAAUCUCGCUCACCGCAAAUAGCAUCGCCAUUAGCAGCUAAUUCACCCAGUGGAGUUGACAGCUCUGAUCAUGAGUUUAUCACCCCUCCUACAGACACAAGGCCACGGAGGAAACACAGGAGGACAGUGUCCAACAGCUCAACGUCCUCUGUGUCCUCGGUGUCCUCUUUGUCCAGCAUGCACUCCGAGCUCAUGUCCUCCAACCCUCUCCGCCGACUGCGAUCAACACAAGUCAUCAGGUCACCUGGCGGCACACCUGUCCGAGCACCGGCAGACAAGGAACACCUUGCUCACUCUGAACCUCUCCAUAAAGCAUUAAUCUCGGUGAUGAAGAGGAAGUUUCGAAACAUCCGCACUCCAAGCCCUCAGUCUGCUGGACACAGCCGACUAAGCAGCCCCAACAGCACGUCAGCCUUCAGUCCGUCCCUGGUGUUUACACCCUGAAGUAUUCAUACUGUGUUAACAGUGCUACUUAAAGACAAGCUCAACAAACACAGGCUAUUUAUGCUUAGAACACCAAACAGGUUAUGAAAAAGUUGAUUAUUACAGUAAUUGUUGGUGUUGGUGUUUAUAAUUGUUUAUAUGUCAUAGACAAUGAAACUUAGGCUUAGGUAGGAAAUGUUGUGGUUUCAUGCAGUGUUCGAAAUAGACAUGGUCCUAUAAGUAUAAGCCCAAGGUUGACAGAUUUGUUCAGUAUCUGUUUUGUUCAGAUAGUUUUAAAUUUCAGCAGCCCCUUACGGCUAGCAGUAUAUUUUAAGCUGUGAACUUGGUAAAUUAAUCAUAACCCUGAGGUUGCUUUGUAAAACAGGGUUCAGCUUCAAAUUCAUCCACUUUUUAAUCAGUACUCUGCUCGUUAACCAGUCAUACUAAGCAGGACGCGAAGGGGAGAAGUGUUACGCACUCUACAAAGUGCAGUUGGUGUCGUACUACUUACUGUUGAUACC